CAACGGUCUCUCUCUCUCUAACGAGUCUCCGAUACUUCUUCAUCGAUGAACGAAAAUGAACCGCCGUGCGCUUCACCAGCGCGGCCACGUAAUCCGCCGCCGUCAUCGCUACUCAAUGACAUAUCCAAUUUCAAAACGCCGGGGCGUUCUUCUGUUGUGAAUUCUAGAAUCAGUAAAUCUCCGUAUCUGCAUUUCUUCACUGCAUCUAAGCAAACCCCAAAAUCUUCGUCUUCUAACCUCCGUCGUCCUUCCAUGGUUCCUUCAUAUACGUCUCGGUCUAAAAUGGUGGCUUCGUCGAAGCGGCUUAGGGCAUUUGAACUUCAGCAAUCUCAAUCUUCACGCAAGGCUGAGUUGACGAAAGAGAAGAGUCUUAGAUCUCUUGCUAAAUCACUCACUGUUUGGCUCAAUUUCCUUUUUGAAAACCCGGAAACUUGUGGUUGCGCUCCGUUCGAAGAUGGCUUGGGUGUUGGUAGCGUAGGGAACUUAGGUAAGGGGAAGAGAGAUAGUGGCGAGGCUUUAGGAAAUAGUAAUAGUGUGGGAGUGGAUACAAUGUGGCGAAGCCCCAAAAGGCUGAGGAAAUUAGGUUGGUGUGGUGAGAAAGGUUCAGAGAUUGGCUCUUCCUUGACUGGUUCCAAGUAUUCCACGCUGAGGGAAUCUUUAAGAGAUGUUUGUAGUCUAGAUGAUUUGAAACAGAGAAUGCAAUUUCACUUGAGUUUAGGAAGUUGCAAGGAGAUUUUUGAUGUGAUGACUCGUGUUACCAAGAAUAUUGAUGAAGGGAGGAUAAAAAUGAAACCACAAUGCCCUCUUGUAACUGAUUUUGGAAUGAAGGAGAAGGCCAUCAAGGCACUGAUGUGCUAUAACCAAGUUUGGCUUCGUUUAGGUUUGUAUAUCAUCUUUGGCGGUGAUUCCUUUUUUUCUGGCAGUGAAGUUAACUCAGAUCAAGAAAUGGCAUUCUUGAAGAUGGUAAUUAAUAAGCAGUUCUUCUCCCAUGAUGGCCUUGCUAGAGCCUAUGCCUAUAACAAGAUGGUUGAGGGUUUAUAUAGACCAGGGUACUAUGAAGCUCUUGGAACCGUGAUUUUGAAGAGGAUUCUGUUGCUCGUCCUUGUGAUUGAUAGAGCUAAAUCUCAAAGCUGCCUUUCACUGAAGUAUGGCAUUGAUGGAAUAGAUGGUGGCUCACCCCUCAUGUUCUCAGAGAAAUCUAGCAUAAAGUCUAGCCACCAACUUAUAUGUGAAUUCUUGUCCUCUGAUGUAAUGCAUGGAGAAGGGAAUCUCCUAGCACAUCUAGUGAUUAUAGGGUACAAAAUACCUUAUCAGCAGUCUCCUCUAGUUGAAUAUGAAUUUAAAGUGAGAGAACUGUUUGGUGACCUCCAAGAUGGUGUGCGGCUCUGCAGAGCCAUUCAACUACUUCUUCAUGAUCCAUCCAUUCUUACGAAAAUGGUUGUUCCGUGCGACAAUCGAAAGAAGAACUUGGCCAAUUGUAGAAUUGCACUUCAAUAUCUAAAGGAUGCUGGUGUUUCGUUAAAAGACGACGAAGGAAUGAUGAUAACUGAAGAAGAUGUUGCAGAUGGGGACAAAGAGCUGACUAUUUCGCUGCUAUGGAACAUUUUUGUACAUUUGCAGCUGCCUCUUCUGGUCAAUGGGAGACUCUUAACAGAGGAAAUCCACAAAGUUCAGGGGCUGGAACAGGAUAAUCAAAUUACCAUGUCUACUCCUUUAGAGAUGCUCUUGAACUGGAUCAAGUCAAUUACCAAGAAGAAUGACUUCAAGUUAGAAAGCUUUGCAUCAUUGGUUGAUGGAAAGGGGAUAUGGUUUUUGCUUGACUACUAUUUUCGUCAAGAAGUUUGCUGUCCUUGUUUUCGCAAAGAGGAUCCUGCUGGUCAACAAGGCCCUCAAUCAGUAAUGUCCAAUACCGAUUACCAUGAUGCAGUUCAAAAUUUUAUUCUGUCACAAAAGUUGACAGCACUUUUGGGAAGUUUUCCUGAGGUUCUACAGAUUGGUGAUCUAUUGGAACAUAAUGCAGUAGUUAGCAACCAAAGUGUGAUUAUACUGUUGGCUUUCCUAUCAUCAAAGCUGAUCGUCAAGGAGAAUUUGGAGCAACUGAACUUUCAUAAGUUACUGUGCUCGAGCUGUCAAGAUCAGGAAAAGAGAUACUCGCGCAUUAGUUGCAGCAGCUCUGAAGCAGUUAGAAAUGAGGAACCGGACACAGAAAAUGGAGAAGAUUCGACUAAAAGGUUCCAGGCAAUCAAAGCCUGGUGGCAGGAUAUGGCUAGCCAAAACCAAAAUUCAGUUGGAAAAGCUAGUAGCUAUACUCUGCAAGACUCCUUGUCUACCAAAUGCACUACAGAUUUCCAACGAGAAACCGCAGCAGUGAUCAUACAAUCAUAUCUUAGGGGACUUCAUGCACGCCGCAACUUUAAAAAGAAGAUGAGAGCAGUAUGCUUCUUACAAGCUGUUGUUCGGACAUGGUUGUCAGUGAAACAUAUAACAGUUCUUGAAAAAAUCACUGUUGAAGAAGUUACUUUACACUUAUCAGAAAGAUUGGUCAACUUAAAACAUGUAGCUAGAUAUGUCAAGUUCAUUGUGGAACGAGGUCGCUUCAUCAAGUUGAAGAAAUCUACUUCCGUCAUUCAAAAAGCUGUACGGAGACAUCAGAGCAAUCUUCAUCAUGAGCUGAAAGCAGCAUUAAAAAUUCAACUAGCUUGGAGGAGUUAUAAAGAAAGAGUUAUCUCUUCUAUAACCAUCCAAUCUUAUGUUCGUGGAUGGAUCACACGCAGACUAAAUGGAACGUACAAGUUUUCUUCCAUACUUAUUCAAAGAUACUGUCGUGGUUGGUUGGCGAGAAGGAAGUUUUAUCUUCAGAGAGAAGCAUCGAUAUGCAUGCAGAGUGCUAUCCGAAAAUUUAACUGCAUGAUGGCUUUUUAUCGUCACAAGCAUGCAGCCACGGAGGUUCAGCGGCUCAUUAGAGGACAAAUUGUUCGAAGCAGGCUUCAAGGAGCUUCUUCUCUCUAUUCAAAACUUGACGAAGGCACUACAAGACUUCCACAACACAGCAUUGGGAUGAAAAAACUGUUACAUUCCGUCAUUAAAGUGCAGCGUUGGUGGAGGUUUCUCCAUUCACAGAAAAUGAGAAGAACAUCAGCAGUCUUAAUACAGAGUCAUAUUCGAGGUUUAUUAGCCAGGCGAAGAACUUCUUUAAAAAGACAUUACAUUGUCAUGAUUCAAUCACACUGGAGAGGUUAUCUCACACGCAAAGCCUCAAAGGCUCAAGUCCUGGAUCUGAGAGUAAGAAUGCAAACUUCUGCAGCUAACAUAGAUGACAAGAAACGACUGAUAAACAAGCUUCUUUCUGCGCUUUCUGAACUACUGAGCAUGAAAAAAGUCCACAAUAUUCUUCACAUUUGUGAAACUUUGGAUUCGGCAACAAAAUACUCUGAUAAAUGUUGUGAAGAGCUUGUGGAAGCUGGAGCUAUAGACAAGCUGCUAACAAUGAUCCGGUCAGCAAGUAGAAGUAUCCCUGAUCAAGAAGUUUCAAAACAUGCACUAUCAACGUUGAGUCACCUUGCUCGUUAUCCACAAAUGGCAGAUGAGCUAAUUGAUACAAAAGGAUCCAUUCAGACAAUUUUUUGGGAACUACUCAGAAACAAAGAAGAAGCAUAUUUCAUUGCAUCAGACGUUCUGAAGAAGAUAUGCAAUAGCCAUAAAGGCGUGGAAGCUGUUCGAAAGCUUCCUGCAUUGGUAAAACGGCUACACGCCUUAGUUGAGGAGCUAACUCGUAAGGCAAACUUCGAGAAACGGAAUGUCAAGGGUCAGACUGAAAAAGAAAAGAGUGAGAGAAGAUUAAAAGAAGCUAUUGAGCUUCUAAAGCUUAUAACCAGAAGAUGAUUUGGGUAGUUUUAUUUCAACUUACUUAUGUUUGUGUUUGAAGUGCAUUGAUCAGUGCACUAAAAAAACUCUUCUCUAUUUAGAAUCUGUAAUUACUUUUAGGCUCUUCUUCAAAACAUUUCUUUUGUCUGUCUAUUGUCCGACAUUCAUGAUUUCAUGUUUAUAUGACUUUCACAUGAAUCGGAUUCCUGAAGACAA
Capsella rubella is the source of this 4080-nucleotide messenger RNA. Its product is annotated as abnormal spindle-like microcephaly-associated protein homolog. The transcript is spliced from 20 exons. The coding region runs from base 46 to 3882 and encodes 1278 amino acids. Gene Ontology annotation, biological process: mitotic cell cycle; establishment of meiotic spindle localization; spindle organization. Gene Ontology annotation, molecular function: protein binding. The record is from RefSeq and is a predicted model, not a curated record. Gene Ontology annotation, cellular component: spindle pole. NCBI's taxonomy places the organism in Eukaryota, Viridiplantae, Streptophyta, Magnoliopsida, Brassicales, Brassicaceae.